Sphenostylis stenocarpa is the source of this 1110-nucleotide messenger RNA. NCBI's taxonomy places the organism in Eukaryota, Viridiplantae, Streptophyta, Magnoliopsida, Fabales, Fabaceae. The record is from the annotation of a GenBank genome assembly.
AUGGCUUCAACUUCAAUCACCACUUUCUUCAUUUACUCCGAAUCCCAAUCAAAGUUCCGCAAUUUGCUUGGCCACCCACUAAUUCAUACCCGCAGCAGACCCACAUCAAUUUCGGUUCAGCCAGCCAUGGUUUGCGCCACCCUUUUCUCGACAUUCACUUGCUCCCACACCCCUUGCACACCCUCGUCGAGUUUUUCACCGGGAAGAGCUUUAUCCAAGUUCCUUUCAGAAAAGGUAGCAGUUUUUCUCAUUGGGUCGUUUCUCUUGUCAGGUUGCUUCAGCAAAAGAGCUGCUUUCGCAGAAGCAGCGCCUUCUGUGGGUUCUGGUGUUGUGUUAGAGGAGAAGAUGAAGCCCGCAGAAGAGAAAAAUGAGGAAGAAAAAAGCGAGGAAGAGAAACGCGGAGAAGAAAAGAGUGAGGAAGAGAAACUCGAGGAAGAGGAGGAAAUGUGGGAGAAGGUUUUGGAGAAGGAUCCGAGAAAUGUUGACGCUCUCAAGGUGGUUUUGUAUGGGAAGAUUAGGAGAGGGAAGUCCAAGGAGGCUGUGAAGUUCGUGGAGGAUUUGAUUGCUGCAGAGCCGAAAGAGGUUGAGUGGAGGCUUUUGCUUGCACUUUGUUAUGAGACAAUGGGGCAACUGAGUAAAGCUAAAAGAUUGUUCAGAGAAAUCUUGAAGAGAAAGCCUCUUCUACUCAGAGCUUUGCAUGGUUUGGCUAUGGCAAUGCAUAAAAACCGUGAAGGUCCUGCUAUAUUUGAAAUGCUAAAUAAGGCUCAAGAGUUAGCUUCUCGUGAGAACAGAGUUACCGAGGAGAGAAAUAUAAGAAUCUUAAUUGCACAAAUGCAUGCUGUACAGGGUAAUUUGGAGGAGGGCUUACAGAGAUUUCAAGAAUUGAUUGAUCAAAAUCCUCGAGAUUUUAGGCCUUACAUUUGCCAGGGAAUAAUAUACAGUCUCUUGGGUAAAAAUGAGGAAGCUGCAAAGCAGUUUGAAACAUAUCAAACUCUUGUGCCUGAAGAAUUUCCUCAGAGGAGAUUUCUGGAUGAUGUUGCCAUAACAGCCAAAAGAACAUCCCUUGAAAAGUUUAAGAAAGCAUUUAGAAAUCAAUUUUCUUAUCGGUAA